GCGCAUUUUAGUUCAGGCACCUAUGAAACUCCCCAGCCCACUUCCACGGCCAAGAAUCCCUUUAAACGUCACUGCUUCACCCCCAUCUUCCAUCUCUCUUCAAACAGGCCAGCUCUGACCUUUUUGACACUGAUAAUAUAACUCUUAUACCUCUUGUUUACCACGACAGCAGCUGGCUGCACCGCUUAAUCAACUACGACAGCUACAGUGCAUCGCGCUCGCCCCCAGACGUUCAGUUACUGCUCAAGUCAUUCUCUGGGCUUUGAUACCGCCCCCUCAACCUACAUCAAGCGAGCCCAUCGCAAGGCACGCGCAACUUCAGACCAUCUGAACAGUCAUCGAUGCGAAACUCUACGAACGUAUUGGCCACAAAAGAAAUAAUAUAAGACAACACAUCAUGGCGUCCUGGUACUCCAACCUCGUUCAGAAGACAUCGUCUCAAAUCUCCUCCCUCCGCCAGAAUCUCCUCUCCGGUGAACAAGACGGCGACACCGAAGACGAUACUCACGUCUGCCGUGUCCUCCGAGGCUACUACACAGAAAAGGGACGCCCGUUUCCUCCAUGGCUGCCUCCGGAUCCCAAGGCUGCGGCCCAACAACCUAUACAGCCCGUCAUGACACCACAAACCGGCCAGCGCCUCGGUGCUCAAGGUCAGCAACACGGUGGUCUCAGCAGUCUAUGGGACAACGGACCCCAACAGCCACAACAACAAGCGCCUCAGAGUCUUCGGGCUGGAGGCGGACGAACACCUGCAUCGUUGCAACCUGGUGGUGGUGGUGAUAUUAAUAGGAGACCACUGCCGAGUCAGCAGCGCGCGGGGAGCUACCAGAGCACAGGCGGUCAAUUCGGUAGGCCCGAAACGGCGAGCGUGCCACCUGGGGGUGCUUCGGGAGGUGGAGGCGGAGGAUCUGCGCAGGAUAGAUUGCGACAGAGGCUUUGGGGAGGUGGAUCGCGCACAACGAGUCCUCAGGCUGGAAGCCAAGGGCCUUUCAACCCUCCCGGUGGAAAUAAUGGAGGUGGUGGCGGCGGCGGCGGCUACGAAGAUCGAUUUGCGCCUGGCGGAAUGUAUGAUCAAGCAAGUGGUGGCGGCAAUGCUGGAUUGAGGAGAGGAGGCUUGCCCAGUGGACCAAGAGGGUACAGAUAAAGCUCGUUCUUCUAAGAAGAAGUGAAGGAUACGUUGGAUGUCUGGCGUUUACGUUUCUUGAUAGGAUAGAACGGCGUUUUACCUGGUAAUACGGACUUUUGUUUACUAGAUAUUAUGUCCUGUACCAAUGAAUCAUGACAUGAAGCA
Molecule: messenger RNA, 1291 nt
Organism: Fusarium redolens
Lineage: Eukaryota; Fungi; Ascomycota; Sordariomycetes; Hypocreales; Nectriaceae
Product: Sec1-binding region of Mso1-domain-containing protein
Exons: 1
Coding region: 398-1144 (248 amino acids)
Source: RefSeq, a predicted model, not a curated record